Molecule: messenger RNA, 4110 nt
Organism: Myxocyprinus asiaticus (Chinese sucker)
Lineage: Eukaryota; Metazoa; Chordata; Actinopteri; Cypriniformes; Catostomidae
Gene: thbs4a
Product: thrombospondin 4a
Exons: 21
Coding region: 175-3045 (956 amino acids)
Biological process (GO): cell adhesion
Cellular component (GO): extracellular region
Molecular function (GO): calcium ion binding
Source: RefSeq, a predicted model, not a curated record
AAAUCACUUGAGCACCAGUCUGGUUCUCUUUCGUCUGCAGGGCUGCAGUCCAGUCCAGGGGAAAGGCAAUUCGGAUUUGACGACUACUGCUCUAAGACUGAAUCAGAGGUCAUAGCAGAAAAGUUUGUGCUGGAACACUUGCUGGAUUUGUGAUACAACAAAAAAGUAUACACAAUGGGUGUGUGGACAAGAAUUAUAAUCAGUUUACAGUUCCUUAUCACAGUGAAGGCUCAAGGAAUUGUUUAUGAUCUCCUGGUGUCACCGGAUUGCUUACCUGAGCUUCUGCAAGGGGGAAUACAGGCAAAAAACAUGGACAACGUUUUUAUCCUUGCAACAUUACAGCUGCAGAACAGAGCUCCAACACGGGUCUUCCGCAUCUUUAAUGCUGCAGAUAAUACUGACUAUUUUGACUUCAGUGUGCAGGGGAAACUCAACAAAGUCACUAUGAAAUAUCUGAAAACCAAUGGAAAGCCGGGAGCAACCCAUUUUGCUAAUGUGUCACUAGCGGAUGGUCAAGAACACCACAUAUUUCUCCACUUCAGUGGACUGCAGCAAGGCACCCCCGCCACAGCACUCUAUGUGGACUGCACACUGGUAGAGAGAGUGCAGGACGUGCCGUUGGCCUUCAAAUCACUGCCCCCAGGCCCAAAACAGGUGACACUGAAGACUAUGCCAACCUCAGCCCAGAAUAAGCUGUCAGACCUCAAACUCGUGCUCGAUGAGUCUAUUGUAAAUGUUGUGGAGCUUCAGGACUGUAACACCCUAGAGCAGAGUGCACAGAAUGAACAUAUAGAAUACAGAGAUCAUCGGGAACAACAGAAGGAAUCGUUGCAGUUACUUGGUACAACCUCAAAGAUGGAAGCUGGUCCAAUGUUUGAGCUUAUGCGGAUGAUCCAAGAGCUGAAAGAGAAGGUUGAUCAGCAGACCAAAGAGACCGCUGACCUGAAAAAGACUAUCUUGGAGUGUGUUCCAUGCAAUGGACAGGGCGGAGCAGCAGGACUGCAGGAUAAACAAGGGGCCAAGUGUGGACCAGGGGUCUGUUUUAAGCCAGACAUGUGUAUUGAAACAGCUGAUGGCAUGGAGUGUGCACCCUGUCCUGCGGGCUAUACUGGAGAUGGAGUCCAAUGUGAUGAUGUUGAUGAGUGCCACUUCAACCCAUGUUUCACUGGUGUCCGGUGCAUUAACACUGCGCCAGGGUUCAGAUGUGAGAAUUGUCCUCAAGGGUUCACUGGUCCAGAGAUCCAGGGCGUGGGCAUUGACUAUGCUCAGUCAAACAAGCAAAUCUGUAGUGAUAUUGAUGAGUGCCAGGUGGAUAAUGGUGGUUGCACACCCAAUUCAUACUGCCAUAACACAAUGGGUGCAUUCCACUGUGGGAACUGCAAGACUGGAUUUGUGGGUGACCAGAGUAGUGGUUGCAAAGAGACUGGCCCUGGCCCUGCUCCUGUAACGGAAAGGCUGUGUGGUAACGGGCAGCCAAAUCCUUGUGACAUCAAUGCAGAGUGUGUAGUGGAGAGAGACGGGAGCAUCAGCUGUGCAUGCGCCAUUGGCUGGGCAGGAAACGGUUACGUCUGUGGAAAGGACACGGACAUUGACGCCUAUCCAGAUAGAAAACUUCAAUGCAGAGAUGCAAACUGCAAGAAGGAUAACUGUGUAUUUGUUCCCAACUCGGGCCAAGAAGAUGCAGACAGAGAUGGGAAAGGUGAUGCUUGUGAUGAGGAUGCAGAUAGUGAUGGCAUCAUCAAUGAUCAGGACAAUUGCUGGUUGACAUCUAACAUAGACCAGAAAAACAGUGAUAAAGAUCUCCAUGGUGACGCUUGUGAUAACUGCAUACAUGUGGAGAACCCAGACCAGCGUGACACAGACAAGGAUGGACUGGGAGAUGCCUGUGAUGAUGACAUCGAUGGAGAUGGUUUGAAGAACUUUCUGGAUAACUGUCAGAGAGUUCCCAACACUGACCAGAAGGACAAAGAUAACGAUGGUGUGGGUGAUGUAUGUGACAGCUGUCCUGAGGUUGCAAAUCCCAACCAGUCUGAUGUUGACAAUGAUCUUGUGGGAGACACUUGUGACACAAAUAUUGACAGUGAUGGAGAUGGUCACCAGAACACCAAAGACAACUGCCCCAAUGACAUUAACAGCUCUCAGUUGGACACUGAUAAGGACGGGCUCGGGGACGAGUGUGAUGAUGACGAUGAUAACGAUGGCAUCUUGGAUGAUAAAGAUAACUGUAGACUGGUGGCUAACACAGACCAGAAGGAUGAAAACAAUGAUGGGGUGGGUGACGCCUGCACUGGAGACUUUGACAAAGAUCACGUGAUCGACAAGAUUGACACGUGUCCUGAGAAUGCAGAGGUCACUCUGACAGAUUUCAGGGCCUAUCAGACUGUGGUUCUGGAUCCAGAAGGCGAUGCUCAGAUCGACCCCAACUGGGUUGUUCUUAAUCAGGGUAUGGAGAUCGUCCAAACCAUGAACAGUGACCCAGGGCUAGCUGUUGGAUACACAGCAUUCAGUGGUGUGGAUUUUGAGGGCACAUUCCAUGUGAAUACAGUGACCGAUGAUGACUACGCAGGCUUCAUCUUUGGUUACCAGGAUUCCUCCAGCUUCUAUGUGGUGAUGUGGAAGCAGACUGAGCAGACAUACUGGCAGGCGAUACCCUUUAGAGCUGUGGCUGAGCCUGGCAUUCAACUUAAGGUUGUUAAAUCUACAACAGGACCUGGUGAGUUCCUGAGGAAUUCUCUGUGGCACACUGGAGACACAAAUGACCAGGUGCGCUUGCUGUGGAAAGACCCUCGUAAUGUGGGCUGGAAGGACAAGGUGUCUUACCGCUGGAAUCUGAAGCACAGACCUCAGGAGGGAUACAUCAGAGUAAAGUUCUAUGAGGGUACUGAUUUGGUUGCGGACUCUGGGGUUGUUAUUGACACCAGUAUGAGAGGCGGCCGUCUUGGGGUGUUCUGCUUUUCACAGGAAAACAUCAUCUGGUCCAACCUGAGAUAUCGCUGUAAUGACACAAUCCCUGAAGACUUUAAUGAGUAUAAAACCCGGCUGUAAAGAAACUAAGCUAAGAAGAAACAGAAGCACAAUCAGAGCUAAAAACAUGUACAAACACAAACUUUUCUCCAUUAAAACCUGGAACAUUUACUCACAUUUGCAUUCUAGAUAAAAUAUAGUUUUAUAGCUGCUGUAUGCUGUAUUUACUCCUAUCGUAUUCCUGCAGUAAGCACAAUAGGGUAACAUUCAUUUGCAAAGUAAAUAUCUUUUAUUAGAUAAGGGAUGUAUGAAGUAGGGGGAGAGAGUAAGUUUUAUUAGUGCUGUUUCCUUUUAAAUGCACUACUAAAAAUGAAACUCAAUUUACAUAGACAAACACCCAAUAAAAUUAUUUUUUUUCAGGAGGAAAAUGCACCAUUUUAUCAAUUUUUCUUUUUAUUUAAAGAACCAGCAAUACCAAUAAAAACACUAAAAAGAACAUGGUCCCGUAACAGUUAGGCUCAUAUGACUAUGGAAUGUGUUGAAUUGAUGGGAACAAUGAAAAUAAACAAAAAUGAAGGCAUAUAAAUGAGGAAAGUACUUCUUUGUUAACUUACUGUAUACAUUUUUGGGAUGAUAAGAUGUAUUCAUGCAAAAUAAGUGAGAACAAAACAGUGCAAGAUAAAAAAAAUUGCAAUAGUAUGAGCACAUCUAGAAAACAAAGCAAUAUUGAAAAAAAGAAAACACGUUUUUGCAGCUAUCUUUAUGAGGACUCUCCAUAGACAUAUUGAUUUUUAUACUGUACGAACUAUAGAUUCAGUACCCUAACCCUACCCCUAAACCUAACCCUCACAAAAAACUUUCUCAAUUUUUACAUUUUCAAUAAAACAUCAUUUAGUAUGUUUUUUAAGUGAUUUCAAUUAUGAGGACACUAGAAAUGUCUUCAUAAACCACAUUUAUAGAAUAAUACCCUUGUAAUUACCAGUUUGUAACCUAAAAUAAUGUCCUCGUAAACCACACAAACUGUAGAUUUAAUGUUCAGCAUUUUUUGUACAUAAAGCAAAGCAUGUUUCAUCCAGACAAACACUGUUAAUCCCACGCAAUACUGAGCACCAAAUUAAAGAAAAAUAACGGGGGGGGGGGGGGCAA